Messenger RNA from Fimicolochytrium jonesii, 1636 nucleotides. RefSeq lists its product as uncharacterized. Gene Ontology annotation, molecular function: structural constituent of ribosome. The record is from RefSeq and is a predicted model, not a curated record. Gene Ontology annotation, biological process: translation. NCBI's taxonomy places the organism in Eukaryota, Fungi, Chytridiomycota, Chytridiomycetes, Spizellomycetales, Powellomycetaceae. Gene Ontology annotation, cellular component: ribosome; mitochondrial large ribosomal subunit. The coding region runs from base 82 to 1500 and encodes 472 amino acids. The transcript is spliced from 3 exons.
CGGGACUCUUUCACCGGGCCCGAACCCACAUCGCCAACUUUAUCAACCACACUCGCAUAACCGCCCCUACGAACCGCCACGAUGAAGCACGGUGUACGCUUCUGGAACAAGAAGUUGGGUCGAACCCCUACUCAUAGGCAGGCCCUCCUCAAAAAUCUCCUCACCCAACUUGUUUACCACGAACGCAUAGAAACUACACUGGCAAAGGCCAAAUUCAUCCAGAGGGCUGCUGAUAGGAUGAUAGAGAACGUGAAGCGAGGAACAGACAAGGAUCUGAAGAAGGCGCAGGAUCUGUUAUUCGUCGAUCGAAUUACAUUCCAAAAGUUGCGCGGUCCGCUGGCCGCGCGGUAUGCAGCACGAAAGGGAGGCUACACACGAUUGCACAGAUACGGUUUCCGCGGUCUCGCGUCCGACAGGGCCCCAUUGGCCAUCAUCGAGCUAGUCGACAACCCAAAUGACAUUGUGCACGGCAUGGCACAAAAGCAUCGCCCCUCCAUUCUCGACCAGCUAGAACAAGUACAAAGUCAGUUGUACAAGAAAACCAUCGUGCCGAUCCACGACCCAGUCAGUGGAAACAAAGUAGACAUCGUGCAAUUUGCCGAUAGGCACGACGUAACGGGCAGUCAGAAGUGGAAGCUGAAUGAACGUGAGAAGGCCUUGAGCAAGAGGUUGGCCAAGAUGCAAAAGAGUCUCGCGAGCUACCCGAAGGCCCGCGAAGCAGAAGAGGCGCACAAAGCGCGCGUCCGGGCCGACAGGGAAGCCAGCGUGAAACCCGCCAUCGACAUUCUCUCGGCGCGCUUGAAUGCAGCUAUUGACACGGUGUUCCCCAAAGCGCCCGCAACAGGGGAUGCUACAAAAGACGAGACCACCCGAACACGAGAGGAGCAAAGUAUCGUAAACGAGGAGCGAUCAUGGUUCGAACACUACAUACCGCGCUGCCGGAUUACAAUCGAAAAGGGUGAAGCCCGGAUAGACCUCAACCCCGCAAAAGCGCCCUACGGAAACCGCGAGAUUCAGGAGUACGAGCGGACGCUGGAGAACGUCCAAGCCGUCGAGGCAGAGCUCAACGCGGAGCUCGUCAUAGCUAGAGAGAAGUUGGCGGCUGAUCCCGAUACCGCUCGCAAGCACCUCAAAUCAAGGGAGAAGCUGGCGGCUGAUCUCGAUACCGCUCGCAAGCACAAGACUCGGAUCUCCGAGAUUGAUGUGCACAGCUGCCUGACGAACGGCGUCUGGGUGAUGGAAGAGAUGGGGCAGUUCGAGCUGCGGCCGACGGCAGCUCAGCUGGCCUAUGAGGGCAAGGUUGGCAAUCCUGCCAAUAAGGUUAAGCGGGCGAAGGUGGUGGAUUCUGGGGAGCCGGAAACAUCGAAAGUGAAGGAGAGUAGGCCAUCCCGGAAGUUGGAAGAGAAGGAUGACUCGCAGGAAGGAAAUACUACCUUCUGGAGCGGCAUCAAGCACUACGGCUCUGGGUUUGUGGAAAAGAUUCAUUCCAUCAGCCGUUAGGGGGGAAGGCGGAAAUGAAUUGGGCGUCUGCGGUAGCGUAAAAAUGGUCCCUGUUUCACCCGUACUCUAGACCAUGGGCACAACUAUAUAUAUAUAUACACCAACGGAUCUGACAUACACUUUUCAUAUUCCAACG